Salvia hispanica is the source of this 1096-nucleotide messenger RNA. The record is from RefSeq and is a predicted model, not a curated record. NCBI's taxonomy places the organism in Eukaryota, Viridiplantae, Streptophyta, Magnoliopsida, Lamiales, Lamiaceae.
GUAAGCCAAGUGUCACUCUCUACAAGUCUACUCCGAAAGCAAAAGCCACCGCCGCCGCAUCGGAGAAAUCCAACAAUGGAGUUGACCACCGCCAAAUCUCACUCACCCAUCUACGCUCUCCUCCGCAGACCUCCACCGCCGCGUUCACCGAAAUCACACAUCUCACCAAUCUCAAUCAAACUCCACAAUCCCCAAUCCCAAUCUCAAUUUCAAAUUCCGAAGCCCCUUUUCGCAGCGCGCCGCCCCGAAUUGAAACCCACUCACUGCGGCAAUUCGUCGAACGCCGUGACUGCAGAAGAGAGGAGCUGGAUCGAGGCGGCCGGGGAGGCGGUGUCGACCGCAUUUCCGGUGUGGGUGGCGCUGGGGUGCUUGCUAGGGCUGCUGCGGCCGAGCUCCUUCAAUUGGAUGCAGCCGAAGUUGACGGUGAUGGGCAUCACCCUCACCAUGCUUGGAAUGGGCAUGACGCUCACCUUCGAUGAUCUCCGCGGCGCCCUCGCUAUGCCUAAGGAGCUGUUUGCUGGAUUCUUCUUGCAGUAUUCGAUAAUGCCAUUAUCCGGAUAUUUUGUGAGCAAGCUCUUAAACUUGCCGUCAUAUUAUGCAGCCGGCUUGAUACUGGUGGGAUGCUGCCCCGGAGGGACAGCCAGUAACAUCGUUACAUACAUUGCACGCGGAAAUGUGGCUCUUUCCGUGUUGAUGACGGCUGCAAGUACGCUCUCUGCUGUGGUUAGUAGUGACUCGAAUUUUAUUUGCACCUUUGAAGGGAUAAGUUUGAGGAUGUUUACUUUUUUUCAGAACUCGGUGCUUGGAGUGGUCCUUGCGAAACACUUUGGGAACCCGUUGACAGCUGUGCCAUGCGCAGUUUCCAGCGUGUGCCAUUCGAUCUUUGGUAGUGCGUUGGCUGGGAUUUGGAGACGAGACAUCCCCCAGAAAGAUCAAGACGAGAAACAAGAUGCAUAGUUGCUCUGUCUAGUGUUGGAAUUUAGGCAGCUUUGUAUCCCAACAAAUUGUAGCUUUGGCAUAUUGAUAUGGUUCUUUGUUGUUGUUGUUGUUUCGAUUUUUUAUGUGCAAUGAAGCAGUGGGGCAGUUAAGGUGGUGA